AUGGUCUCGCUCCAUUUCUUUCUUCUAUCUAUCUAUCUAUCUAUCUAUCUAUCUAUCUAUCUAUCUAUCUAUCUAUCUCGAUUUGUCCUUAUCUAUCUAUCUAUCUAUCUGAGACCUUUCCUAUCUAUCUAUCUAUCUAUCUAUCUAUCUAUCUAUCUAUCUAUCUAUCUAUCUAUCUAUCUCGAUUUGUCCCUAUCUAUCUAUCUAUCUAUCUCAUUUUCUUUCUUUCUUUCUUUCUUUCUUUCUUUCUUUCUUUAUAUCUAUCUAUCUCGAUCUGUUUCUAUCUAUCUAUCUAUCUAUCUAUCUAUCUAUCUAUCUAUCUAUCUAUCUAUCUCGAUUUGUCCCCAUUCAUCUAUCUAUCUAUCUUAUUCCAUUUUCUUUCUUUUCUUUCUUCUUUCUUUCUUUCUUUCUUUUUUAUCUAUCUAUCUCGAUCUGUUCCUAUUCAUCCAUCUAUCUAUCUAUCUAUCUAUCUAUCUAUCUAUCUAUCUCAUUUUCUUUCUUUCUUUCUUUCUUUCUUUUAUCUUUCUUUCUUUCUUUAUAUCUAUCUGUCCAUCUCGAUCUGUUCCUAUCUAUCUAUCUAUCUAUCUAUCUAUCUAUCUAUCUAUCUAUCUAUCUAUCUAUCUAUCUAUCUCAAGAUGUUCUUAUCUAUCUAUCUUCUCGAUUUGUCCUGAUAUCUAUCUAUCUAUCUAUCUAUCUAUCUAUCUAUUGCUUACUCAUUGUCAUUCUUCUUCGUAUCAAUCGGUAAACUCAUUAGACCGCCAUACCUGCUCAGGUUUUUCUUGCCACGUCUGCCCUUACUUUGUCUAUUCUCCGCAAACUAAACUAACCCUUUAUCCAUCGAAGAGCCCCCCCGUCCAUUUUUAUACCUUCCUCUUGUCAUCAUCCCCACCGUAUUUCGUUGAAACAUGCAUUUGA
Acanthosepion pharaonis is the source of this 915-nucleotide messenger RNA. NCBI's taxonomy places the organism in Eukaryota, Metazoa, Mollusca, Cephalopoda, Sepiida, Sepiidae. The record is from the annotation of a GenBank genome assembly.